Messenger RNA from Telopea speciosissima, 4173 nucleotides. RefSeq names its product exportin-4. Gene Ontology annotation, biological process: protein export from nucleus. Gene Ontology annotation, molecular function: nuclear export signal receptor activity; small GTPase binding. Gene Ontology annotation, cellular component: cytoplasm; nuclear pore. Bases 220 to 3747 code for a protein of 1175 amino acids. The record is from RefSeq and is a predicted model, not a curated record. The transcript has 33 exons. Lineage: Eukaryota; Viridiplantae; Streptophyta; Magnoliopsida; Proteales; Proteaceae.
UGGAAGGACGAGAGGUACCCUUCAAUCCCGUCACAGUACGCCACAAGGUCUCUUUCUCUGUCGUUCGUUAGAACACUUACAUAAACCUCAAAGCCCUUCUCGUUCGGUCCGCGAGAUUCUCUUCUACCUUUCCUUUCAUUCUCUGCGUAUUUCUCUGAAAGUCUAGUUAAACACUCCACUAUAUCGUUGUUGUUAUCGUCUAACAAUCCAAAGCGGAAGAUGCAGAGUUUCUUCAAUGGAAGAACAGAUGAUUUGGCUCAGUUUCAAUCUACCAUGCAAGCAAUCGAGCAAGCUUGCAGUUACAUCCAGAUGCAGACCAAUCCAGCAGUAGCUGAGGCAACUCUCUUAUCUCUGCGCCAAUCUCCUCAGCUAUAUCAAACAUGUAAAUUCAUUCUUGAAAAUUCUCAGGUGGCUCCUGCAAGGUUUCAAGCUGCUGCAGCCAUUCGAGAUGCUGCCAUCAGGGAAUGGGGGUUUCUUUCAGCAGAUGAAAAGAGAAGCUUGGUAAGUUAUUGCCUGUGUUUUGUUAUUCAACAUGCAAGUUCACCUGAUGCAUUCGUCCAAGCAAAGGUUUCUGCUGUGGGAGGCCAGUUAAUGAAAAGAGGCUGGCUAGACUUCAUGGAAUCUGAAAAAGAGGCUUUCCUCUCUGAGGUAAAGAUGGCUGUUCUUGGAAAUCAUGGUGUAGCUGCUCAGUUCGUUGGGAUCAAUUUCCUAGAGUCAAUGGUGUCAGAAUUUUCACCUGAUACUUCAACUGCUAUGGGUCUUCCUAGGGAGUUUCAUGAACAGUGCCGAGCUUCAUUGGAGCUGCACUAUUUGAAGAAAUUCUACUCUUGGGCACAAGAAUCCGCUUUUAGCGUCACAAGCAAAGUUGUGGAAUGUGAUUCUACUGUAGCAGAAGUUAAAGUUUGUGCUGUUGCAUUGCGUCUUAUGUUCCAAAUCAUGAACUGGGAUUUCCAAUUGAACAAGAAUGCAGUUGAACGUGUGAAAAGCAUAAAUGUCUUUUCUUCGGGAGUUAAAAAUGUUGCUGUGUUGCUUAAGAAGUCUGAAUGUAUCUUUGUACAGCCAGGGUCCUCAUGGCGUGAUGUUUUGAUUUCCAGUGGUCAUAUUGGUUGGCUCUUGGGUUUAUACGGGAUGCUGCGACAGAAGUUCUCAAGUGAUUCUUAUUGGCUUGACUCUCCUAUUGCUGUUUCUGCUAGACAGCUUAUAAUUCAGCUUUGCUCCUUGACAGGGACAAUAUUUCCUUCUGAUAAUGGGCAAAUGCAAGAACACCACCUGGUUCAAAUGCUUUCUGGAAUUAUCCAAUGGAUUCACCCUCCUGAUAUUAUUUCGGCUGCAAUUGAAAAUGGGAAAAGUGAGAGUGAGUUGCUUGAUGGUUGCCGUGCAUUGCUUUAUAUGGCAAUUCUAACUACUCCUAUGGUGUUUGACAAGCUCCUGAAAUCUAUAAGGUCUGUGGCAUGCCCUCUUGGCACUCUUAGCUUGUUAUCCUCCUUAACUUGUGAAGUUGUGAAAGCCCGUAUGGCUGAUAACACUGAAGAAGAAACAUGGAGUUGGUAUGCACGGGAUAUCUUAUUGGAUUCAUGGACUGCCAUUCUUCAGCCUCCAGAUAUUGGUAAAGAUGCUGAGCUUCCACCAGAGUGUAUAAGAGCUUCUGCCGGUGUUUUCAACUUAAUUAUAGAAUCUGAGCUAAAGGAUGCUGCUGUGUCAGCGUUCGAUGAUGGGGAUGACUCUGAACUCCCCCAGGCUUCCAUUUCUGCGAUGGAUGAGAGAUUGAGCUCUUAUGCUCUUCUUGCACGAGCGGCUGUUGACGUCACAAUUCCUUUACUCACGAAGCUGUUUUCUGAGCGCUUUACACUACUUCAUCACGGAAGAGGAACAUCUGAUCCUACAUGUACUCUGGAAGAACUCUAUUCACUCUUAUUGAUAACUGGGCAUGUUCUUGCUGAUGAAGGAGAGGGAGAGACACCCUUGGUUCCAGAGGCACUAGAAGCCCAUUUUGUAGAUAUUGUGGAAACAAAGCACCAUCCUGUAGUCGUCCUUUCUUGCUCCAUCCUAAAGUUUGCCGAACAGAGUUUGGAUCCAGAAACCAGAACAGCAUUUUUCAGUCCUCGACUUAUGGAGGCAGUUAUCUGGUUCCUCGCUCGAUGGUCUGAUACAUAUUUAAUGCCACUUGAAGGUGGACGCCAAAGCAACUGUAAUCCAGGUCAUGACAGAAAUUGCCAACAUGAGUCACAACUGUCCAAGAAGGCUUUACUUAGCUUCUUUGGAGAGCAUAAUCAGGGAAAGCUUGUGCUUGAUAUUAUUGUUAAGAUUUCCAUGACAACCCUUGUUUCAUAUCCUGGAGAGAAACAGCUACAGGAACUCACUUGUUGUCAGUUACUUCCUGCAGUUGUUCGACGAAAGAAUGUCUGUGCUCAUCUUGUCACACUGGAUUCUUGGCGCAACUUGGCAAAUACUUUUGCAAAUGGUAGAAGUUUGUUCUCCUUAACUGCUACUCAUCAGCGGUCACUAGCUGAAACCCUGAUUCGUUCUGCUGCUGGCAUGAGAAAUUCAGAGGCAGCCAAUCAGUACGUGAGGGAUCUCAUGGGUCAAAUGACAGCAUACCUUGUAGAUAUCUCCAGCGACAGUAAUAUCAAAAGUGUUGCUCAACAGCCAGAUGCUAUUCUUUCAGUUAGCUGUCUGUUGGAGAGAUUACGAGGAGCAGCCAGGGCUUCUCAGCCUCGCACUCAAAAAGCAAUAUUUGAGAUGGGUAUCUCUGUGAUGAACCCUGUUCUCACUCUUCUAGAGAUUUACAAGCAUGAGUCUGCAGUUGUUUACUUGUUACUCAAAUUUGUUGUCGAUUGGGUGGAUGGGCAAGUUGUCUUCUUGGAAGCUAAAGAUACUACUGUUGUGGUUACCUUCUGCAUGCAGCUGCUUCAACUCUACUCUUCUCAUAAUAUUGGCAAGAUAUCAUUGAGUCUUUCAAGCAGCUUGCUGAGUGAAGCAAAGACCGAAAAGUACAAAGAUUUACGUGCUCUACUUCAACUCCUCACAAAUCUCUGUUCAAAAGAUAUAGUUGACUUUUCCUCUGAUUCCAAUGAGGCAGAAAGAACAGACAUUGCUCAGGUCAUUUACUUAGGUUUGCAUAUAGUCACCCCUCUGAUAUCUUUGGAGUUGCUGAAAUACCCAAAGCUUUGCCAUGAUUAUUUUGCACUGGUGUCUCACAUGUUGGAGGUGUAUCCUGAAAAGAUUGUACAGUUGAAUAAUGAAGCCUUUGCUCAUAUAGUUGGAACUCUUGAUUUUGGGAUUCAUCACCAGGACACAGAAGUUGUUAAUAUGUGCUUGAGAUCUCUGAAUGCACUUGCUUCUUACCAUUACAAAGAGAGGGGUGCUGGCAAAGAGGGUUUGGGCUCACAUGUUGCAGGUAUGAUGGACCAGGAUGGAAAAUUGCAGGAGGGCGUUUUGUGCCGGUUCCUUCGAGCAUUGCUGCAGUUAUUACUUUUUGAAGAUUACAGCACUGAACUUGUCAGCUCGGCAGCAGAUGCUCUUCUUCCAUUGAUCCUUUGUGAACAAGGUCUAUAUCAGAGAUUAGGGCAUGAGUUAAUAGAAAGGCAAGUGAACCCACAACUGAAAUCAAGGUUGGCAAAUGCAUUGCACUGUCUCACUAGUUCAAAUGAGCUUUCUUCUUCUCUUGACCGGAUAAAUUCUCAGAAAUUCCGAAAGAACCUUUAUGCUUUCCUGGUUGAAGUUCGUGGAUUUUUGAGGACAAUGUGAUGUGUUCUGAAAAUGAGACUCUUUGGAUUAUAUGGUUGCGUUUGCAAGCGGUCAGAUGGCUGAGUUGCACGGGUAUUGAGAUUCUCUGCAUGCCAAUCUGAAUGUAAAUCACAGAAGCAUCAGUGGAUUCAUUUGAAUUUUUUCAACCAUUGUUGAUAUUUUGAUUAUACGGGUGCCCUAUUCUUGAGAAAAUUUAGCACGAGAAAUGUGAAAUCUGGGAAAAUGAUACAGAACCAAGAUGAAGCCUCUUUCAAGUGGAAGUUUGCACAUCUUCAUCUGGAUGAAAACUGUGAAGCAGUGGGGUUGAGCGUCAAUUCAAAAUGUAGAGAAACUCACUGUAAAUGUGUCGAAAUGUAAACUUGGAAGAAAGUAGAUCAGAGCAUCAAAUUGUGAAGAGAUAAGCAGGUAUAAAAGAAGAAAUUUGAC